This is a messenger RNA of Aedes aegypti (yellow fever mosquito), 768 nucleotides long. RefSeq lists its product as uncharacterized. The transcript is spliced from 4 exons. NCBI's taxonomy places the organism in Eukaryota, Metazoa, Arthropoda, Insecta, Diptera, Culicidae. The coding region runs from base 36 to 710 and encodes 224 amino acids. Gene Ontology annotation, biological process: sensory perception of taste. The record is from RefSeq and is a predicted model, not a curated record. Gene Ontology annotation, cellular component: membrane; neuronal cell body; axon.
AACCCGACCAUCUCUAUUCGGCAGCACCCGACGUGAUGAUCGCUAUAGGUAUACUGAGGACAUCCUCCUGCUACAGUUUGUUCAUCUGUUAUUCGACCUUAACGCUAAUGUCGAUCAAUCAACGCUUCAGCUGUGUUCAGCAAUGUACCAUGACGGUUUUGGAAGUACCCAAGAGUUCACAAGGCGCAGUUAGUUGUGCGGCGAUUCGUCGGAUCGCUAGCGCCCACGAUCGACUAAGCGACUGCAUAGAACUGUUGAACAACUGCUAUUCAAUACACAUAUUCUAUACUGUGACAAUGUCCGUAUUCUUCACGAUUCUUGUUGUGUUCCAGUUGAUCCACGCUUAUGCUACGGAGGCAAAUGAGUCCAUGCUGGGGGUGGCUAAGAACAACAUCGUGUAUGAUCAGUUCCACAUCUUGGUGUUUAUUGUGAUGGUAGUGUAUACCAGUCUUGUUGGACGAAAUUGCCAUCGAAUAAGUGUGAUGAUUCACAAAUCCAUUAGCUACGGUUCUUUUGAUAAACGGGUCCUUAAAGAGUUACGAUGUUUCUCUCAGCAACUUCAACAUCAUGCACCGAAAAUCAACUGCGGUGUGUUGGAUUUUGACUGGAUGCUGUUCUACUCGGUUGCCGGGACGUUCACAACCUAUUUGAUUAUUCUGCUUCAGUUUGAUGUUGGAAACUUGGGAUUUCAUCGUCUACAUAAAUCGUAAAGUUCGUUAUUUAAGCAUCUAUGUGUUAUAAAAAAAUCCUGAAUAAAUAAUCUAAUAA